AUGGCACCGAAAACAGCAUUAGUGAUUCUGUCUGGUGGAGCUGAAGAAAUGGAGACUGUUAUUACUGUUGAUGUUCUUCGACGAGGAGGGAUUGAGGUAACUCUCGCAGGUUUAACUGGGAAGGCGCCAGUCACUUGUUCUCGCAAAAUUGUUAUUGAACCGGAAGUCGCAUUAAGUGAUGUUGCAACAAAACUUUAUGAUGUUGUUGUUUUACCUGGCGGUCUGCAAGGCAGUGAGGCACUUGCUACGUCACCUGAAGUUGGCAAAAUUCUUCAUACUCAUUAUGAGAAACAGUCAAUCGUUGCUGCUAUUUGUGCAGCCCCAAAAGCUUUGAAAACUCAUUCGAUUGCUCCUGGAUGUCUAGUUACGUCCCACCCAUGCGUUAAAGACUUGCUCAUCGAUGCAGGGUAUAAGUAUACGGAAGAAAAAGUUGCGGUAUCCGGUAAAGUAGUCACCAGCCGUGGGCCCGGUACAACCUUCGAUUUUGCCCUAAAAUUAGUCGAGUUGCUCGUGGGACCAGAGAAAGUGAAAGAAGUUGUUGGGCCGAUGAUGUGGAGCCAUGAAACGUAA
This is a messenger RNA of Enterobius vermicularis (human pinworm), 570 nucleotides long. The record is from the annotation of a GenBank genome assembly. NCBI's taxonomy places the organism in Eukaryota, Metazoa, Nematoda, Chromadorea, Rhabditida, Oxyuridae.